This is a messenger RNA of Symbiodinium necroappetens, 2505 nucleotides long. The record is from the annotation of a GenBank genome assembly. Lineage: Eukaryota; Dinophyceae; Suessiales; Symbiodiniaceae.
GUGGUCGAAAGUAUGUUAUCCAGCCUACGCGCCAUUCUCGAGCAGGCCAAGGCCUAUCCGGAUUGGACACCUUGGGACCUAGAGGACCACACAGGGUACUUACCAGAUCGGCUGGCUCCUUUCAGCCGAUUCUGCUGGUCGCUGCUAUCCACGAACGAGCACGUUCUGAAAUGCUUUAUCGAGAAGCAGGGGCUGUCUCUGGUUCGAGAUAUUCAACAGUUGCCGUGCCUCCCAUAUUUCUUUACAUCGCUCGAAGGUCAGCAGCAUCCAGUCGCCAGCCUCUUCAACCUGCAGGCAAAGUGCGAAGAUGGCGGUGCGGCGGUGGGAGCAGAGCUGAAAGAAAUGCUGUCCACCAACCUGGAGAAGGUGUUGCCAAUCUUGAAGGAAUGCGCGGCUGGUGAUCCCCAUGCGGUGAUGUCAUCCAUGGAAACUUCGCAAGUCCUCGCCUUCCUCCAAGCUCUUAGCAGAGUCUGCUCAGUGCUCGAGGACCUCCUGUCCAUCGCACGCGAAGGCAGCUCCUUGCAGGUCAUGGAGGCCGUUCGACAGUUCCUGGCGGAGCUGGCACCCUUGGCGGCGCUCAUCUUCGUCGUUGCAGCCUGGCAACCGCACGACCGAGAGCGCAUGCCUCCCACCGCAUGUUACCAUGAGAGCACCAAGCAAGUCUUCACACCAAGCUCCAAAGAAGAUGCGGCUGGCAGCGCAUCUGUGCAAGGCGGAGGCGGAGGCGAAUCACCCAUUCUGCGGGCGGCUCGGGUCGGCUUUCGGCUGACUUGCAGGACUUUGCGUCAGCUGAUGCAGCUGUCGUCCAAACUCCAGACAAGAGUGCGACGAGAAGCAUCUGCUGUUGUCCCAUUCACGAUGGCGCGAUGUUUAGCACAGGUGGCAAAGGCUGUUCUGGUCGCCCCGCGGCCGCCCAGCUCGUCUGUAGCCUUGCGAUGGGUUGCCGAGGUCUUUGACUUGCUGCAGAAGAUGCAUGAGGAACAGAACAAAGUGGCGCUUCGAAGCUUGGCGCUCUGUGCCUUCUACCAGGCUGGUUGCUUCGAGAUGCUGCAGCCCCUGAUUCAGAUGUCCUUGGAGAAGAUCGGUGAUAGCAAGGAGGACCUUGCGGCUGGCACAGCUUUGUCUGCGGCCCUGGGCUACUUCGAGAAAGUAACCUCCACUCGAAGGUUUGCCAAUGCAUACCUAAGAGACGAGGCAAUGAUGUCCAAGGAGAUGCUCUGCAAAUCCAUCCAGGCAGAGGCUCUGCGGUGCCUGCUGCCCGUCUGGCGCCAUCCUCAAUUCGCGAAUUUCCCGCGGUCCAGCUGCUGCUCCCUUCUCAAGGUGUGGCUACAUUUGCUCCAAGAGCCGAAAAGCGAGCCCCGCACACCGGAUUGGCACCGGCUGUCCAGCAUUCCCGCCCUUCCGAACAUCGCCGGGAUGCAGCACGUGCAGCAUGUACAGCAGGAGAUGGUCAGAACAGCGGAUGGCAACAGUGUGCCAGACGCUGCGGCCAGCCUAAUGGCCAACGAUCCAGCCAUCAUCGCUGUCAGUGGCACCAGUGUCCCCACCGCCGGAACAGCCGCAACGCCCAACACUCCCGCCAGAGCCCCCACUGGCACAUCUGACGUUACCAACAUCCAGGGUACUCUCGUGGACAUGGGCUUUUCAAGAACGCAGGUGGACGCCGCGCAGCGUCACUUCGGAUCCCGAGGCACAGAAGACAUAAGCGAGAUGAUCGUUUGGAUGGUUGCGAACCCAACGGUCGACGGCGAGGUUUCGGAGACGCUGCGGCAGCCGGUGGUUCAGGAGGAGUUCCAGACCCUGCUGGCAGGCUUGCUGGAUGAUUUGCUCCCGCGGCUCUUGGCCUGCGGACACCAGGUGCAGAAGGCUCUGAAUGCGGUCGUGGACACCAUUUGUUAUGUCGCAGAAAACCCAUCGCCCUUCUGGGAGCGUCAUGCCGACAAAUUCCGUUGCCCACAGGCUGUCAUUCGUGCCUGCGUUGCCGAAUUGGGAGAUGCAGAUGCGCAGCCAAGUUCUGAGACGCUCAUCUGCGUGACGCAGGCAGUGACACAGUGCUGGCUAAACUCUGCCGUGCUGCAGACGCUGGGCUCAGAGUCCGACCUGUCAGGUUUCUCAGGAACUGAGAACUGGUUCGAGUCCUUCCAGGGAGAGGCCUGGUUAGAUCCUCAGGACCAGGAGAUCCAGGAGACCAAGUCCACGUCCAGGGGUGCCAAGGGUCAGUUGGAGUUUCAAGAUCUCUUCGUCCCAGUGGUGGUUCUGAUUCCGAGCACGCUUCUCUACCCGAUCCAUGUUGCAGCCCAGAAGGGCGAGUGUGAGGUGGUGCGCAUGCUCAUAGCAGCAGGAGCCGACCCAUCUCAGCGCACUUCUCGUGGGCGCACUGCUGUCGAUUUCGCCGUGAAGUCGAAGUCGCCGCACACUCGCCAACUGCUGGAGCUGCUGCGCAGCCAGGGUCGUGUUCUGUGCCUUCGAGAUGCUGUGAACAUGAUGCAGAACCUCAACAAGUAA